This is a messenger RNA of Bufo gargarizans (Asiatic toad), 3349 nucleotides long. RefSeq names its product methylcrotonyl-CoA carboxylase subunit 1 (gene MCCC1). The coding region runs from base 33 to 2174 and encodes 713 amino acids. The transcript is spliced from 19 exons. NCBI's taxonomy places the organism in Eukaryota, Metazoa, Chordata, Amphibia, Anura, Bufonidae. The record is from RefSeq and is a predicted model, not a curated record. Gene Ontology annotation, cellular component: mitochondrion. Gene Ontology annotation, molecular function: methylcrotonoyl-CoA carboxylase activity; ATP binding; metal ion binding.
GUGUGUCACUUUGUUGUCAGUGAGACGCUAACAUGGCGGCCACCUUGGUGUUUCUUAGGAGACGCUGUCCCGGCUUUCCAGCGCUGCUCCGUUGUCGGACAUGGGCCCUUGGCUCCCCUCUCCUCAGAAAUGCAUCUGCAGGAAGAAGUAAGAUUGAGAAGGUGCUAAUUGCAAACAGAGGAGAGAUCGCUUGCAGAGUGAUGCGGACAGCGAAGAAGAUGGGAGUGCAGUCUGUGGCGGUUUAUAGUGAGGCGGACAGGAAUUCCAUGCACGUCUCAUUGGCGGAUGAAGCAUAUCUUAUUGGACCAGCAGCUUCCCAACAAAGUUACCUCGCCAUGAACAAAAUUAUGCAAGUAGCUAAAACCUCAGGUGCCCAGGCUGUUCAUCCAGGUUAUGGUUUCCUGUCAGAAAAUACAGAAUUUGCUGAACUAUGCAAGAAAGAGAAUAUCAUAUUUAUAGGACCUCCGUCUUCCGCUAUUCGAGAUAUGGGCAUUAAGAGCACAUCGAAGUCAAUCAUGUCUGCUGCUGGUGUCCCCAUCAUAGAAGGUUAUCACGGAGAAGAGCAGUCUGACCAGCACCUUAAGGAACAAGCUCAGAAGAUAGGCUAUCCUGUAAUGAUUAAAGCUGUCCGUGGAGGAGGUGGUAAGGGUAUGAGAAUCGCCAGAUCUGAGGCGGAAUUUGUGGAUCAAUUAGAGUCAGCUCGAAGAGAAGCAAGAAAAUCAUUUAAUGAUGAUGUCAUGUUGAUAGAAAAAUUUGUGGACAAUCCAAGACAUGUAGAAGUCCAAGUGUUUGGUGACCAACAUGGAAAUGCAGUUUAUUUAUUUGAGCGGGACUGCAGUGUACAGAGAAGACACCAAAAAAUCAUUGAGGAGGCCCCUGGGCCUGGAAUUAGUCCCGAGGUGAGGAAGAAACUUGGAGAAGCCGCUGUGAAAGCUGCAAAAGCCGUGAACUAUGUGGGUGCAGGAACUGUAGAAUUUAUUAUGGAUUCAGAACACAAUUUUUACUUCAUGGAGAUGAACACACGUCUGCAAGUAGAGCACCCAGUCACGGAGAUGAUCACUGGUACUGACCUUGUAGAGUGGCAGCUGCGGGUGGCCGCUGGGGAGAGGAUCCCUUUGAAUCAGGAUGAAAUCACCCUGAAUGGUCAUGCAUUUGAGGCUAGAAUAUAUGCUGAAGAUCCCAAUAAUAACUUCAUGCCAGGGGCUGGACCACUCCUCCAUCUCUCCACACCACCAGCCGACAGUUCUACACGGAUUGAGACUGGCGUUAGACAAGGUGAUGAAGUCUCUGUACACUAUGAUCCAAUGAUCGCUAAGUUAGUCGUGUGGGCAGAAGAUCGGCAAGCAGCACUGACAAAAUUACGGUUUUGCUUACAGCAGUACAAUAUUGUGGGUUUGAGCACCAAUAUCGAUUUUCUUCUCAGUCUCUCUGGACACUCGGCGUUUGAAGCAGGGGAUGUACAUACUAAUUUUAUCCCCCAGCAUUAUAAAGAACUGUUUCCUCCUAAGAAAGGGACCUCCACUGAGAUGCUGUGCCAGGCUGCACUAGGUCUUAUUCUGAAGGAGCAGCUAUUAACCAAAGAGUUUAAUCUGCAGUGGGAAGAUAGAUCCUCUCCAUUUGCAUCCAGCACUGGUAGACGAAUGAAUUUUCUCUAUACCAGGAACCUUUCCUUGAUGGACGGAGAAAACAAGGUGGACAUGAAAAUCACUUAUAAUAAUGAUGGAUCAUAUGACAUACAGAUUCAUGAUAGACUCUUGAACGUGUCUGGAGAACUCGUGACUGAGGGAAAUGUAACCUAUCUGAAAAGCUCAGUUGAUGGAAAAUUUUCUAAAUCCAAGCUUAUUAUCAUCGAUCACAAUAUACAUCUAUUCUCUAUGGACGGUAGUGUGCAGCUGGGUAUACCUGUUCCAAAAUAUCUGUCAGAAGUGAGCACAUCAGGGAGCCAAGGAGGGGCGAUGGCUCCAAUGACUGGAACUAUAGAAAAGGUGUUUGUAAAAGCCGGUGAUAAAGUAGAAGCUGGAGAUCCUCUGAUGGUCAUGAUUGCUAUGAAAAUGGAGCACACAAUACGAGCACCCAAAGCUGGCACCAUCAAAAAAGUUUACUUCAAAGAAGGCGUCCAAGCCAGCAGGCACGCUCCGCUUGUUGAGUUUGAAGAAGAAGCGGAUUCAGAAUGAUUUCCAUGAAAUAUCCUCUUGUGUUAUUGCAAGAUUUCUGACAAUAUUUGUUCUAUGUGGCUGUUACUUUAUGUUUUACAAACAGAAGACCAAGGAAGAAAAGGACUAUUGAUUUGUAACACUACCUGAUUUUCUGAUCUCAAGACGUCCGCUCAAGGCAUGCAAAGAACACUCCAGGAAAAAUCCUGAUGUAUCACGAGACUAUCUUGGUCACGCAUCACCUCAUGGAGGCCUGCGCUAGGUAGAACACAGUGUAUUCGUUUUAUAUACCAGCUGCCAAGCAGGAAAUACAGUACCUUUCAUGCUAUAUUCUGACAUGCGUGCCUCACAUCUGUCCUGAUAGAGGACAUCAACCAUAGAUUACUUCUCGAUGGAUUACUGCAUUGAAGUGGCUUCCGAUCGGCUGCUUGGUUCCCAACUUCCCAUUGAUAGAACAGAGUGCAGUGCAGAAAACGUGUGAUAUGCUUUAGGGAGUGAUUACUGGAUGUCUGUGGGGAAAGGGAAUCUGUCACCCCGAUUUUGGACUAUUAUCUACAGUAAUACGUGAGUAGUACUGCAGAUAUGGAGUCCAGAUCACUAUUUUAUAUUUUCCUAUUACCCUAUUCUCCUGCUGUCAGUGCUCAGAGCUUCACUGAAAUCCAUUGUCCAUUAUGUAAGCACAGCAGUCUGGACUGUAAUUUCAAGUGCUGGGGGGGGGGGGGGGGGCAGAAGCAAAAUAAAAAAUAGUGAUCUGGACUUAUCUGCAAAUUUAGACAUGUAUUACUGUACAUUAUAGUCCAAAAUCGAGGUGACAGAUUCCUGUUGGCGCAAGUAUGUGAUUAUUUUAUGGUCGGUUCUACUAGUAAUUUGUGUGGCAUGCACAAUGUAAGAGGCCAUUCCAUUUAGAUCAGGGGUAGGCAACCUCCGGCACUGCAGCUGUUGCGGAACUACAACUCUCAGCAUGCAUACUUACGCUGCUCUUCUCUGAACUCUCAUAGAAGUGAAUGGAGGAUGCUGGGAACUGUAGUUUCACAACAGCUGGGGUGCCGAAGGUUGCUGAGCCCUGAUGCAGAUGGUAUUUCUAAUUGGCCAACAGUAUACAGGCAGUUCACCGUGAAAUAUUUGCCAAGUGGCACCUCUGCAUAGGUACUAAGAUUUUCCCAAUAAAACAAUGGAAUUCCCUCUUUCAAUUUCAA